Messenger RNA from Penicillium chermesinum, 816 nucleotides. RefSeq names its product ATP phosphoribosyltransferase. Lineage: Eukaryota; Fungi; Ascomycota; Eurotiomycetes; Eurotiales; Aspergillaceae. The transcript is spliced from 4 exons. Gene Ontology annotation, biological process: L-histidine biosynthetic process. Gene Ontology annotation, cellular component: cytoplasm. Gene Ontology annotation, molecular function: magnesium ion binding; ATP phosphoribosyltransferase activity. The record is from RefSeq and is a predicted model, not a curated record. The coding region runs from base 1 to 816 and encodes 271 amino acids.
AUGGAGGGCCGCUUGCAACAAGCCACCCUUGAACUGCUCGCCGGCAGCGACAUCCAAUUCCGCCGCGAGAACCGCCUGGACAUCGCCCUCGUAAAGAACAUGGACAUCGCACUGAUCUUCCUCCCAGCCGCCGACAUCCCCACCUUCGUCGGCGAGGGCCGCGUCGACCUGGGCAUCACAGGCCGCGACCAGGUCGCCGAGCAUGACGCCAACCUACCCGAGGGCGAGACCUCCGGCGUGGAAGAGGUGCUCGACCUCGGUUUCGGCGGCUGCAAGCUGCAGGUGCAGGUCCCCGAGAAGGGCGACAUCAGCGAAGCUAAGCAGCUCGUGGGCCGGAAUGUCGUUACAAGUUUCACGUCGCUGUCCAAUGCCUUCUUCGCGAAGCUGGAGGGCAAGGCUGCGGGCGAGAAGCUGAGCACUAAUAUCAAGUUUGUCGGGGGCAGUGUGGAGGCGGCGUGUGCGCUGGGUGUCGCGGACGGUAUUGUGGAUUUAGUCGAAUCUGGCGAGACUAUGCGGGCCGCUGGCCUGAAAGCCAUCGACACCGUCGUCGAGAGCACGGCCGUCCUUGUCAAUCCCGAAACUCCAACAAAGUUCGUGCUGUGCCAGUACAAUAUCCCGCGUGACCAGCUUGUCGCUGCGUGCAAGAUCACGCCCGGCAAGCGCGCGCCCACCGUCACCGCGCUGGAAGAGGAGAACUGGGUUGCAGUCAGCUCGAUGGUGGAGAAGAAGCGAAUUGCGACGGUCAUGGACGAGCUGACGAAGGUUGGGGCCGUGGAUAUCCUGACACUGAACAUUGCGAACUCGCGGACGAACUAG